This is a messenger RNA of Pteropus alecto (black flying fox), 648 nucleotides long. RefSeq names its product spermatogenesis associated 3 (gene SPATA3). Lineage: Eukaryota; Metazoa; Chordata; Mammalia; Chiroptera; Pteropodidae. The record is from RefSeq and is a predicted model, not a curated record. Bases 1 to 648 code for a protein of 215 amino acids. The transcript is spliced from 4 exons.
AUGAAGAAGGGCAAAAGGAAGAAGCCAGACGCCAGACGCCGUGGCUCCAACUCGCAGCAUGGUAGCUCUGAAUCCACCUCUGCAUCCCCCAGCCCUGCACCCGCCCCUCAGCAGCCCAGCUCGGCACCCGCCCCUCAGCAGACCACCUCUGCAUCCACCUCUCAGCAGCCCAGCUCCGGAUCCACCUCACAGCAGCCUGAGUCCCAGGCUCUCCCAGGUCCAGAAAGCAGCCAGUCAGCUCGGGGCCUGCUGUGUCAGAAGCCUGGCACAAAAUCGUCCCCCGGAGCGAAGAAAACAGGGCCUCUGACUCGGGCAAGCCCGCACCCCUUCUGCUCCUGCUCCACUUGCCCCGGCAGCUCUGCUUGCUGGCGUCGUCUGGGCCUGUGCCACAGCCGCAUCUUCGAUGUCCUUCUGCCUCGGGCCUGGCCGACCAUGCCCGGGAGAGGAUUCCCAAACCUCCUCACCUUCUACAGGUUCUGGCUCGUGGGGCUGGACCCUCGGGGCGCUCGGUUCCCAUGGCCGGGCUUUGUCCUGACCAGACCAAGACCUGCGAGAAAACACACCGGUAAUCGAAAUGCGCGUGCUCCGAGCUCUCGGGACUGUAGCAGUGGCUCUGGGAGCCCUGGGAGCUGCUUAUUACACCAUUGA